Rotaria socialis is the source of this 540-nucleotide messenger RNA. The record is from the annotation of a GenBank genome assembly. Lineage: Eukaryota; Metazoa; Rotifera; Eurotatoria; Philodinida; Philodinidae.
AUGAGUGUUCAAGAAUCAUUCUCUCGUAUUGAAUCAUGGCUAUCUAAAAACGCACCUAAUGUUCUACAUCAACUGAAUAAGCCUAUAUCAUCCAUGGAUGAACUUGAUAAAGCGGAAGCAAUACUUGGCGCUAAAUUUCCUCCAUCUGUACGUGAAGCAUAUACAUAUCAUGAUGGUGAAUCAACAGAAUCGACAGGCUUAUUUGGUGGUUGGCGUUGGUUACCAUUACGUGAAAUAAUCCAAUGGAAUAAUGAACAAAAGCAAUAUGGUCAAAAACAUCAAUUUUUAGAUUUUAAACCAUCGCUUAUGAUUCCAUUAUUAGUAUCAAACAAUGAUUUCCGUUAUGUUGAAACAAGUGGUGAUGACGGUCUAGAGGAGACGCCAGUUAUCGAAUGGAACCAUGAACAACCAUCUCGAGAUGUUAAAUAUGGAAGUUUUGAAAAUUAUUUAUCAACAUUUGCCGAAAGACUUGAAUUUGGAGAAUAUAUAACCGAUGCAAAUGACCAACAAAAUACAUGUGGACUUGCUCUUAGAAAAUAA